AUGGAGGAGUGCGCGCAGUGCGGGGAGCGCGCCGUGGAUUACGAUGACCAGGCGCUGGCGCUCGUGUGCGCGCGAUGCGGCCACGUGGCGGACGAGGCGCAGCUCACGUCGCGCGUGGAGUUCGACGAGCUCGGGCGGGCCGGCGGCGUGCGCGUUGGCGGCGGGGGAGGCGGGGGGGAUGGCGGAGAACCCCGCUCGUGGAUGUGGACAGCGGGGGCGGGCGGGGGGCGAUUUGGCGGCGGCGGGUGGGGGGAGGGGGCGGAGACGAAGUGGGGAGGCGGAGGGAAGUCGGCGGAGUUCAAGAGGCGGAAGAACAAGCGCGAGUGGGAGGAGCGGCUGGGCGCAGUGGUGGCGGGGCUGCGCGUACCAGAGGGCGUGAGGGGGGACGCGGUGGGGGUGGCGGAGCGGGUGCUGGAGGGGCGGUGGGGCUCGGGGCAGUGGAUGAACGUGCUCAUGGCGGCCGCGGUCUACAUCGCUGCGCGCAACAGGCGCCUGCCCGUGUCCAUGGGGGAAGUGGCGGUGAGUGUGUGCUGUGCAGAGGUGGCGCACGCGACGGACUGUGAGCUGGCGGCGGUGUGGGCCAUGUUCAAGCGCAUCAUGGCCUACUUCCCCAUGCUGCAGCCGGAGCAGGUGGAUCCAGUCAGCCAUGUGUGGAGGGCGGUGCAUGCCAUGCCUGCACUGAGGGAGUGGCAGGGCGAGGGCGGGAGGCAGGCGAUAGUGGGGGACGCCAUGAGGCUGCUCACCUUCGCUCACUCCCUCUCUCUGCACACCGGCCGCCAUGCCGCCCCGGUACGUCCCCUCUCCCAUGCUGUCUUGCGUCACUUCCUGCUCCGCUGCGCUCUACCAUCAUCACGUCGACCCACGUCCAUGUGCUUUCUCCUUGAGGGUUGUCUCCUCCACUUCCUGCCCAUCUCAACCCACACCUCCCUCUCCUCCUCCUCCCUCCCAUCCCAUGGACCCCUCCAUCCUCCCACCCUCCCCCUCCAUCCUCCCACCCUCCCCGUCCUCCCAGAUAGCAGCGGCGGCGCUGCUGCUGGUGGCGGGGGCGAGGGGGGUGGUACUGGGGGAGGGGGAGCUGUGCGCAGCCAUGGCAGUCCCGCCAGCCACAGUGAGGCAGCGCUUCUCAGAGCUCACGCGCGCCCUCACGCGCCUUGCACGCUCGCUGCUGCUUCCGGGCGCCCACCUCGUGGCCUCCCAGGCAGCCUUCCACCGCCUCCUGCUCUCCAUCCUCUCGGUGCGUAUGCCGUGGGACUCGGGCCUGUUGAGUUGACCCAGGCCCGCCUUUUGAACGCAUGCUUUCGCCCUUGCAUUCGACCUAGCUUCUGCCGUCGCCGUCUCGUGUGGGGCAUCGUUUCGUGA
Molecule: messenger RNA, 1359 nt
Organism: Closterium sp. Naga37s-1
Lineage: Eukaryota; Viridiplantae; Streptophyta; Zygnematophyceae; Desmidiales; Closteriaceae
Source: the annotation of a GenBank genome assembly